AUGCUCUCCCUCCGAGACAUCCGAUACCGCCGCUCUGUAGCCACCGUUGGCGGAAAGCAGCAUGUGAAGCAGAUUCGCUUUUCCCCCUGCUUGAACAACACAGUUUGGAAGCCAGAUUCCUGCCAAGACUGCCGUUGCCAAAGCAAUGUUGUCACCUGUGAACCUGUUGUGUGCAAACACCCUCCGUGUGACUUUCAGAAGGGAGAAGUGCUCCAAAUAGCCCCCAACAAGUGCUGUCCCGAGUGCGCCUCCCGGGCUGAAGGAUUUUGCCAGCACGAAGGACAGAUCCAUGGGCACGGCACGCAGUGGGCCGCCUCAGGCUGCGGCCUGUGCUUCUGUGCCCACGGGAAGGUGAACUGCACCCCCAAGAUCUGCCCAGCCCUGGUGUGUGGGAGCGGGGAGCAGCCGGACACUGCCCGCGGAGCCUGCUGUCCCGUCUGCGUGGGCCCUGGCCAGUCGUGCUCCUUCGAUGGCCGCUUGUUCCGGGAUGGAGAGGAUUGGUGGCUCAGUCAGUGCUCCAAGUGCAUCUGCAGGGACGGCGCCACUCAGUGCUUCGUGGCCUCCUGCCAGCCCGUGCUGUGCCGUCAGGAUGAAGUUAUGGUGAUGUCUCCGGGAAAAUGCUGCCCGGAAUGCGUUCCGAAACCCUGCUCGGUGUCAGGAAGAGUGUACCAGCAUGGCGAACAGUGGAAAAAAAAUGCCUGUACUACAUGUGCAUGUUCCCGAGGGGAAGUCAGAUGCCUGAGGGAGACGUGUGACUCAGUUACAUGUGAGAAGGGGGAAAACAAAGUGCAGCGUUCCGGGAAGUGCUGUGCCGAGUGCGUCGCUGCCAAGGGAAACUGCUUCUAUGAUGGCACCAUCCGGUACCAGGGUGACGUGUGGAAUAGCACUGGCUGCGACUUCUGCAUAUGUGACAGAGGGCAAGUCACCUGCCAGAAAGCAGAGUGUGCCAGAGUGGAGUGUGCCAAGGGGGAAGAAUUAAUUCACUUAGAUGGGAAGUGCUGCCCUGAAUGUGUUUCACGCAAGAGUUACUGUAUUUACAGAGGACAUGCCAAAGAUGACGGAGAGACGUGGAGCGAGGGCCCGUGCCGAGCGUGCAGGUGCCGGGCCGCGGAGGUGACCUGCUUGCAGCGCUCGUGCCCGCCGUGCGCGCUGGGCAGCCUGGCUGUGGAGGAGGAGGGCGAGUGCUGCCCGCGCUGCCAGCCAGUGGAGUGCCACGCGGACUGCUUGACCUGCUCUCAGUCCUUCGAUCACUGCAACGUGUGCCGUGAUGCCAGGAAGCAGCUGCAGAAUGGACGCUGUGUAGACACAUGUGAAUCGGGCUUCUACCAGGAUGCAGGGACUUGCUUAGCCUGCAACGAAACAUGUUCAACCUGUACCAAUGGAUUUGAGUGCUCCUCAUGCCAUGCAUCCCUGCUGCUGAAGAAUGGGCAGUGUGUGACUUCGUGUGGGCAGGGCUUCUUUCAGGAUCAGCUCCUCUGUGCAGCUUGUCACAAGUCCUGUUCCUCAUGCUGGGGGCCUUCUGAGAACAACUGUUUGUCCUGCAAAGACGCAUCCCAGGUGCUAAAAGCAGGGCUGUGUGUGGCCAGCUGUGGCCAGGGGUUUUACCUGAAGGAUGGAAUUUGCAGCGCCUGCGAGCCGUCCUGCGAAACCUGCUAUUCGGACCAGCCCAGGUGUUUGAGCUGUGCCCCAGAUAAGGUGCUGCAUGGUGGGAAGUGCCUUUCGGAGUGCCCAGAUGGAUAUUUCCCAGACAGCAGAGGAAGAUGCAGAGCUUGUCACAAUUUGUGCUCCACCUGUGAGGGACCUUUGGCCACCCACUGUACCUCCUGUGCCCUUCCCCUGGCACUGCAUCUGGGCCAGUGCCUGCAAGGUUGUGGAGAGGGGUUUUACCAGGAUCAAAAUGUCUGCAAGGGUUGCCACGCGUCCUGCCGCGCCUGCGUGGGCCCUGAGGCCUUCCACUGCGUGUGGUGCGCGGCGCCGCACGCGCUGCAGCCCGAUGAGCGCCUCCGGGGAGCUCUGCACGGCCUUUGCCUCCCCCGCUGCCAAGCCCGCUUCUACCUGGAUAGCACAGGAGUUUGCAGACAAUGCCACUCCUCCUGUGCGGGCUGCGUGGGGAGUGCCUCCCAGGACUGCACGGCUUGUCCGUCUUCCCACGUCCUGCUCGAAGGCCGGUGCCUCUCCGAGUGUCCGGAGGGGCUGUUCAGCCACGAAGAUCGCUGCUACUCCUGUCAUCCAUCCUGCAAGACCUGCCGCGGCCCUGCGGACGUCGAGUGCGUGACCUGCCAUCCCCACGCGACGCUGGCGGGUGGAAAGUGCAGGACAAACUGCAAGGAGGAGCAGUAUCUCAACCUGGUGGGCUACUGCGUGGACUGCCAUCCGCUGUGCCGUGAGUGCGUGGCCAACCUGCGGGACACCGGCAGCGUCUGCCUGACGUGUCAGAACGGCCGGCACUUCCUCCUGGGGGAUCACUGCGUUCCCGACUGUCCAACCGGCCACUACGCCCGGAGCGGGGCCUGCGCGAGAUGUCACCCCUCAUGCAAAACCUGCAGCGGCGAGGGCCCUUUUUCCUGCUCUUCCUGCGACAGCAGCCUGGUGCUCUCCCACAGCAGCACGUGUGUUCCCGCCUGUUCCCCAGGAUACUACAGAGACGAGAGCCGGACCUGCAAACCUUGCAACAGCCAGUGCCUGAGCUGUGAGUCAGCCGCAGGCUGUACGUCCUGCAGAGACCCUGCUAAGGUCCUGUUGUUUGGAGAAUGCCAGUACGAGAGCUGUGCCCAGCAGUAUUAUCUUGAUUUUUCCACCAAGACGUGCAGAGAGUGCGACUGGAGCUGCAAUGCUUGCAAAGGCCCCCAGAGGACCGACUGCCUGCAGUGCAUGGAUGGCCACGUUCUCCAUGAAGGAGCUUGCCUGGAGCAGUGCCCCUUAGCUUUCUACAGGGAAUCAGACACGUGCCAGAGGUGUGAUGAGCGCUGCCUUCAGUGUCAGCAACCGGGCGAGUGCAGCCUUUGCGAAGCCCCCUUUUUCCUCCUGGACACUCGUUGUGUUCUCAACUGUGGGAAGCGAUAUUAUGCAGAGGAUGCCCAGCGAAAAUGCACAGCUUGUCCUCAUGGAUGCUUGGAGUGUGUCAAUGACAGCCUGUGUCACCUCUGUGACAGCAGCACCUUUCUGAAGAACAAAAUUUGUGUUUCUGCCUGUGGCCAGGGUUUCUAUGAAAAUGUGUGGACCAGAGAGUGUGACGAUGGCAAGCAUUUGAGUUUCCAAGUGACCGAUACCCUCACAGUAGGGAUUGGUGGAGUAAAGCCCCUAGACCUCUCCUUACUAGAGGUGCAUGACACGAGUGGUGACCCAGGACAGCUCUUGUUCCACAUGGACAGUGCUCCCUCCAACGGCAAACUGGUGAUGGUGGCGAAUGGGAAAGAGGUGCAGCUGGGGAAAGGCGACCACUUCAGCUACAAGGAUGUGAAGGAGAAGAGAGUCCGCUUUGUGCACAGCAAAGAGAAAUCCAGGAAAGGGCAGUUUUCCCUGAAGGUCAGCGAUCAACAGUUCUUCUCCCAUCCUGAGGUGGUCAACAUUCAAGCGCUUUCAACACAGGCCCCAUAUGUGCUCAGAAAUGAGGCCCUCCUUGUCAGCAGAGGGGAGACUGGAACUCUAACAGACGUGUUGCUGGGUAUGAGGGACGGUGACAACCCUCAAGAUGUCGUGCUAAUGGUUUUAGAGCCCCCGCGUCACGGGCAGCUGGUGAAACGCUCCGGGGACUCGGCUGCUGCAGUCCACAUGUUCCACCUCGAUGACCUGGCCCGGGGACUCCUGCGUUACGCUCACGAUGGCUCGGACAGUCGGGAUGACACGGUGCUUCUGCAGGUGAACGACGGGUACCACUUCCAGAACAUCCUGUUCCACAUUAAGAUCACUCCCAAGAGUGCCGGACGCCCUCGGCUGGUGACCAACUCGCUGGUGUGGGUGCCCCGGGGCGGCAUGCUCCAGAUCUCCAAGAGGAUUCUGCAGGCCGAGAUUCCCGGCGCCCGCGACUCCGAGAUCAUCUACAGCAUCGGCAGCGACCAGCCGAGACACGGUGAAGUAGUGCUGCUGGUCCCAAUGCCUGCAGACAGCCCAGCAGGCGCGUGGCAGCUUUUGCCCGAUGGAAGAGCAGUUUCUCCUACAACAUCUUUUACCCAGCAGGACAUCAAUGAAGGCACUGUGUGGUACAGGCACUCUGGGUCCCACGUGGAGAGCGACUCCUUCCAGUUCCAGGUGUCCAGCUCCACAGGUCCGCCUGGCGGCGCAGAAAGCCACGUGUUCAACGUCGCCAUCCUCCCGCGGAGCCCCCGGGCACCUCGGCUUUCACUCGGCUCCUCUUUGCACAUGGCUGUGCUGGAGGACCGCGUGACAGUGAUUGAGCCCCAUCACCUCUCCUUUGUAGACCCGGAGAUUCCCAGUGAGAAAAUCCUGUUCAACGUGACUGUUCCGCUGCUUCCCGGCCAAGGUAUUGUGGAGCACAGAGACAGGCCCCUCUCCCCAGCCCGGUAUUUCAGCCAGGCAGACGUCAACAACGGCAAGAUCGUGUAUCGUCCGCCGGCGUCGGCCCCGCACUUGAGAGAGAUGAUGGCCUUCUCCUUUGCAGGUCUCCCAGAGUCAGUCAGCUUCCGAUUCACAGUGUCUGAUGGAGAACACACAACUCCGGAGAUGGUGUUUGUCAUUCAUUUGCUUUCUGCGGAGCAGCAGCCUCCCAUCUUCCAGAUCCCUGCUCCCUUCCUGGAGGUCGGCCAGGGAGGGAGAGCUGCCAUCGGGAUCCAGUUGGCAGUGAGCGACACAGACACAGCUCCCGAGGGGCUCUUCUUUGAGCUGGUGGAAGCUCCCCGCCACGGCGUCGUGCUCAAGCUUGGUGCAGGAGUGCAGGAGCGCGUGAGAGCAGGUGACACCUUCAGCUACGAGGACGUCACUCGAAAUGCUCUGCAAUACGUGCACGAUGGCUCGCUGACGGCAGAGGACAGCAUGGAAAUCUCUGUCACUGAUGGUGUCAGCACAGUGACAACGGUGCUGAGAGUGGAAGUGUCCCCGCUGGAUAACAACGGCCCACAGCUGGCCCCAGGCUGCUUGUUGGCAAUGACUGUGGCUAGCAAAAGCUCCGUGACUCUCUCUCGGCUGCACCUCGCCUACACUGAUAAUAAUUCUCUCGACUCAGAGAUAAGAAUCCAGUUAAUAUCUCUGCCCACAUAUGGCACCCUCUUGCGGACGUCUGGUUCUCAUGGUGAAGAGCUUUCCAGGGUUUAUAAUUUCACUAUGGAAGACAUCAACAACCAGAGGAUCAGCUACUCCACCAUGUUUGAGACCGGCAAUCAGCCAGUCACGGACGUCUUCCACUUCGCUGUUUUUGAUUCCGAUAACAACCGGCUUGACAGCCAGAUGUUCACCAUCACCAUCACAUCUGCCCAGACAGCACCAUCACUCAUUGCUUUUGCUGACCAUAUUACUGUGGAUGAGGGGGGCAGGGUCCCACUGUUGGCUCAUCACCACUUAGCUGCUGAUUAUGAUACUGCCAUCAAGGAAGACCUGCGGGUCACGGUUAUCACUCUACCUAUGUACGGCUACAUUGAAAACACUAAGACAG
Molecule: messenger RNA, 5605 nt
Organism: Tinamus guttatus (white-throated tinamou)
Lineage: Eukaryota; Metazoa; Chordata; Aves; Tinamiformes; Tinamidae
Source: RefSeq, a predicted model, not a curated record